UUAGACGACGUCCCGCGAUGAUGAGUCCCGAGAACCAAGUCGUCAACCGACCCAGAGCUCGACGACCCACGGUUCACCACAGCUUAUCGCCAGCCGGCGGAGCCCCGACAUGCACUCACCACCGCUUACACCAUCCGGAACGGACGUUACUGAAAGUGGGCUGAAACGAGAGCCGUCUGGUAACCACGGUCGGCCGGGCAGGGCUCCCGACAUCAUCACUCCUCAGGAUUCGACCCAUGAGCCGUCAUCCCCUGGUUCGGCACGUUUGGUUGUUCCCCAUCACAUCUCGACGGACCGCGAUCGCACCUCGCGGAGGCCCGCAACUUCCGAGGGGAGGGAGCAAACGCAGACAGCCCUUGGUGGCCACCGUAAGGGAUUGUUCUCAGUCGGCACUGGAAGCGGUUCGAAUUCGCCUACCAGCUCGGUACCACCGUCCCGCGACAGUAGUCCGUCACGAGCGGGUGCCGCCUCUCAGUUCUAUUCCCGGCAGGCCCCUCCGCCGGGAGACAUGGACGACCCGUACGCCGCAAGCAAGCGACAGGCGCAGAAGGGCAUAGAUUCCCGCUUUAUCUUCUCUAGGAAGAAAAAAAAGGGUUCUUCACCUAGCUCGUCGUCGCUGAGCCUGCCUAGAGCGUUGGGCGACAAGCGGGGCUCGGACGAAGGCCUUGCGCAUAGUCGGAACAGCUCGAUGGCGGAUUUGAAGCGCUUUUUCAAACUGGGACCCAGUAUCAAGGUGAAGCGGGUGGCAUCGCCCGCGCCGUCGGUGCGAUCCGGCGCCAGGACCCCGCCGAGCUCUAAGUCGGCGCAGAUUCCCUUCGGUGACGACCACGGCCUCUCGUCCAAGUAUGGAAAGCUGGGAAAGGUACUCGGUGCCGGGGCGGGUGGCUCGGUCAGGCUGAUGAAGCGCGCCGAGGAUGGCGUGGUAUUUGCCGUCAAGGAAUUCCGGCCUCGGCACUCAUACGAAACCGAGCGAGAGUAUGUCAAGAAGUUGACGGCCGAGUACUGCAUGGGGUCGUCUCUCCAUCAUGGCAACAUCAUUGAGACGCUUGAUAUCGUCCAGGAGAAGGGCAAGUGGUACGAAGUGAUGGAGUACGCGCCCUAUGACCUCUUCGCCAUUGUUAUGACGGGCAGGAUGUCUCGGGAGGAAAUCAGCUGCUGCUUCCUGCAGAUCCUCAGCGGUGUGACGUACCUCCACAGCAUGGGCCUGGCACACCGGGAUCUGAAGCUCGACAAUGUGGUGGUCAGCGAACACGGUAUCAUGAAGAUUAUCGAUUUCGGGAGCGCCCAUGUUUUCAGAUACCCGUUCGAAACUAGCAUUGUCCUUGCAACCGGUAUCGUUGGCUCCGACCCGUACCUCGCACCCGAGGUAUAUGAUGAGAAGAAGUACGAUCCACAAGCCGUCGACAUCUGGUCAUUGGCCAUCAUCUUCUGCUGCAUGACCCUUAGGCGAUUCCCCUGGAAGCUUCCUAGGCUGUCCGACAACUCCUUCAAGCUGUUUGCAGCGGAUCCCACGCCUGGCCACGAUCCCAAGAAGCUCAUCCUCCCACCGUCGCGGUCCAUGAAUGCGUUGAGCGAGAUCCCGGCCCGCGACUUCGACCCGCAAAGUUUUCGCAGCGAAGCCAACAAGCCGGUAAACGACGAUGAGCGGAGCAAGUCUGAGAGGCCUGCAACUGCAACGAUGGCAUCAUCGGCUGACGGCCAGGGCGGAACAACGCAACAGGCGCCGGCCGCCGAAAGGAAGGAGGUGAUCCGCGGCCCGUGGCGAAUUCUCCGGUUGCUUCCCCGGGAGAGCAGGCACGUCAUUGGGAGGAUGUUGGAGCUGGACCCCAAGAAGCGGGCUAAGAUGAGUGAGAUACUGGAGGAUCCGUGGGUGUCGGACACGGUCAUCUGCCGGCAGGAGGGCGGGCAUGUGGUGAAUGCUGAUGACCAUAAGCAUGUGCUAGAACCGCCUGCGGCGACGAAUAAGUCGUGAGGGACUGAAUUUACGUGACGGGAGGAUGAAGGACAUGGGGAAAGGGUUGAGGGAAGGGCAUGCACCGUCACCUACGGAAUCAAGAAGCGGAAGCCCAGGAAGUCCCAGGUGGGAUUGUUUGGUGUGUAGGAUACGAACAUAGGGGCAGCGGUCGUCUAUUUUGCGGGGUUGGACUAUGCGGCGUUUUUGUUUUCGGGGAACUUGGGAUGGGAAUCAGGGGGCGCAUAUAGAU
Molecule: messenger RNA, 2204 nt
Organism: Parathielavia appendiculata
Lineage: Eukaryota; Fungi; Ascomycota; Sordariomycetes; Sordariales; Chaetomiaceae
Product: Pkinase-domain-containing protein
Exons: 2
Coding region: 110-1972 (620 amino acids)
Biological process (GO): protein phosphorylation; intracellular signal transduction
Cellular component (GO): cytosol
Molecular function (GO): protein serine/threonine kinase activity; ATP binding
Source: RefSeq, a predicted model, not a curated record